AUGGCAUUCUUCCGCCCGGCUUCCCGCCUGCUUCCAACUUUGGCCCGUCGUCGAAGCCGACGGGUCACUGGUGGUUGCCGGAUGAGAAAUCGAACGAAGCAUGCCAUCCACUGCCUACUCUUCAUCUCCUGGGUCGCUGUUUUUGUCGCCGUCACUCGUCCCGAAUUCCCGAAGAAUAUCACAAUUGAUGAGCAAGAAAGAAGCUGGUACAAUGCCUUUUUGAUCCCAAUCGACAUAAUCCGCAUGACCUCGCACCUCUUGCUCCUCCCUCAACUGAUUUUCGGAUGUAUCGGAUUACUCGCCUACAGUGCUUUCCAACGUUCGGAAACAUUAAGCAAGAAUGUGCGCACUUGUCAGCAAACUGGGAUCGAGAAUUAUUGGUUCGAGGUGGUGACCGACAACCAGCUGAACCUCAAGCCGCAGUCUCGCCUUGUGCGCGAGAUCGUCGUCCCGGGCUCUUAUCAAACAUUGAAAGGAUCGCUUUACAAGGCUCGAGCUCUUCAAUAUUGCCUGGAGGACGGCGUAUCUCCUGUAACGAAGGGGCAAUGGAUCGUGCAUUUGGACGAGGAGUCGUUGCUCACACCUGACGCAGUUCGUGGAAUUCUAAACUUCUGUUCUGCGGGCACGUCGGAUUUUGGGCAGGGAAUGAUUACAUACGCGUCUGACACGAUCGUCAGCUGGUUUUGCACGUUCGCCGAUUCCCUGCGGGUGGCAGACGAUCUUGGAAAAUUACGCGCCAGUUUCAACCUACUACGCCGCCCCUAUUUCAGCUGGAAGGGCUCGUAUGUCGUGGCGCGGUAUUCGGCCGAAAAGUUGGUGGGCUUUGAUCACGGGUUCGAGGGCUCGAUUGCUGAGGACUGCUUCUUCGCCAUGGUAUCGAUGCGAUACGGCCUGAGCUACGGAUACAUUGAUGGUGUUGUGCACGAAAAGAGCCCAUUCUCCGUUGACGACCUCAUCAAGCAAAGACGGCGGUGGUUCCAAGGCAUCUGGAUGACCAUCCACUCAAAUGCCAUCCCUUACAAGCACAAGGCGUUGCUGACCGCUUGCGUCUAUGGUUGGGCGGCCCUUCCCGUGCUCAUCUUUUGCUUCAUGCUGCCCUCGAGUGGAUACUUUGGAUCACUGACUACCUACGACAUGUUCCUCAAUCAAAUAUUCAUCGCGAUUAACGUCUAUCAAUAUGCGUACGGGGCAUUCAUCUCUUUCAAGGAAAAAUACAGCUCGGACAGACGGAUGCUGUUGCUGUGCGUGAUUGGCGCUGUCUGUGUGCUUCCGUUCAACGCCCUCGUUGAAGCGACAGCUGUGCUCUACGGCCUGAUAAGCCGCAAGAUCGGGUUCCACAUCAUCCAGAAGUCCAUCUCGUCCACAAUGCUCGACCAAAAAGAACCCCGUGCCAGCAUAUUCGCAUGUUACCGUCGCUUUAAUAAUAUUCGUUUCCUU
This is a messenger RNA of Mesorhabditis spiculigera, 1437 nucleotides long. The record is from the annotation of a GenBank genome assembly. NCBI's taxonomy places the organism in Eukaryota, Metazoa, Nematoda, Chromadorea, Rhabditida, Rhabditidae.